Molecule: messenger RNA, 492 nt
Organism: Bombyx mandarina (wild silkworm)
Lineage: Eukaryota; Metazoa; Arthropoda; Insecta; Lepidoptera; Bombycidae
Gene: FucTB
Product: alpha-(1,3)-fucosyltransferase 10
Cellular component (GO): membrane
Molecular function (GO): alpha-(1->3)-fucosyltransferase activity
Source: RefSeq, a predicted model, not a curated record
AAUUUCAUCUAUUUUUAUGCGCCAUAUUCUUAACAAUUCAAUUCAAUAAGCUAUAGGCUGGUAAUUUCAUUAAACUUCAAAAAGUACACGAUUAACGUGUCGUUUUAGGUUCAUAGUUGUGGGUAUUUGUAUAUUCGUUACAACUUUCGAAUGCAAAUCAUUUCAACUAAGGUAAUGUCAAUGAUCCUAAUGAUUUUACCGUUUAUAUUAUCUGAUGCCGGGAUAAUGCAUUGCCUGGCGGUUGCGCCCACACUUAUAAUGUCUCUCAUGUUCAUCAUAUUGUAUCUGGUGGAUCAAGUUCAUGACAUGGCUGAGCAGCUGUACUUAGCUAUACAAAUAACACUCAAUACCAUAGCUUUAAUAGCUGUUUUUCUAAGAAAGUAUCCAGCGAGUGCAUUAUAUGGACUGUUUUAUUGCCAUCUGUUAAUAGCGCUUUGUAUAGAUCAAUACUAUGUGUUUAAAGAACGAGGUUGUACAUUAUUUAAAGAUUAA